GAGUCCUUUUGACACAUUGUUAAUUAAUAUUCAAUUAAUUGUAAUUUUUUUUGUAGUUAUUAAAUAAUUUGUGAUUUAUUUAGAGUAAUGAGAGAAAGAUAAGUAAAUAAUUUUUGUCAAAUAUGUUUUUCUUUAACUUAUAGCAUUGACAUCCUCCCCCCAAGUUAUAAAAGGCUAUCAGAAUGCAAACAGACUUUUCUUUCUUCAGUGAUAAAGAGAAAUGAGGCUGCGGACAGAUGAAACAUCUGCCAUCACAGCCAAUGUUUUGUCAGAUAUCACAACUGACAAUGAAGAGUAUGAUUCAGACACUGGCUGAUGUCCGUUCAUCUUUGUGAAGGCUUGGAUUGGACUGGCCAAUAUUUGGCUAUUUUAAAGUUUUGUCCAAUUGUUGUGGUUCUUGUGUCAAAACAGAGCGAUACACCGUUUUGGUGCGUGUUACUGCAUACCGCAGUGUCAGUUUAAGAAAUCGCAUGGACAGGCUUUCUUAUCAUUAUCUAAAUAAACAGCUUGUGACUUGACAGAGCCAAAUGGGAGGAGCUAGAGCUCCAGCUCCCCCUCUAGUGGGCGGGGCUUGAAGCGCUAUCAAGCGCCACCAUGUGGCUAUUAAUGUUAGUGCGAGUUCAACCGUAAUUGAAGUAAAUGUUUGUUUUGAUUCGCAAGAUGCUGGCAUAGACAUUAUUGGCUUAAUUUCUCUAAUAUUUGUCACGAUUAUGAUUAUUUUCAGCAUGGUCAGUAUCGUUUCUUUGACAAACGGCAUUACGUAAAUACUUUUUUUUUUUUUUUUUAAAUAAUGCUUUGUCAACAAAUAACGCACGAUUCUCCCACUGUAAAUACUUAUAUAAAACGCUCAAACUUAUUAUUAACAAUGUGAAGGCUUACUCUCUGUGCACCCCUCUUAAAUUUUUGGCCACCGCAUUAACGUGUGGGUUAUUUAUGAACUAAAUCAUCUGAUUAAUUAAUGUAAUAAAUAAUAAUAACAACAGUAAUUAGACUAAAUAAUAUGUUUUUAUGUGAAUGCAUAAACUCCAACAGGCUAUUUUUAAAUUAUAUUUUAAAUUUAAAUGGAAUAUUGACUGUAAUUUUAGACAGACUCAGCCUUCAUGUGAUAGGCUAUACAUUAUGCCAUUUUUUUAAUGUAGAUAAGUAACCAGUCUAAAACCAGCCAUGUGACUUCUCACACUAGAGGAAAAAUAAGAUAACAAAUGUGCUCUGGGAUUAGUGAGGUAUCCAUCCUACAAGUUUACACUGGGUUUAUUUGUUUCUAUUAACCUAAAUUAGCUAAAUGUGCAUCUAAACAUAAAAUAAAUCAUACAUCUAGAUAAAAUAUUAUAAUAAGAAGUUAUAAAUCAGACGUGACAGUCCUCACGUUGUAAUUCAGCGUUGAGCCACUAGAGGGAGAAGGAAGCACACUAACAAAUGCGCGAGGCGCUACACUGUUGAAGCGAAUCCACCGCGCGAGGGCGAUGCGUGAACUUUACUUGGCUGCUAACAAAGAAGCAAGUUGUUUUGGUCAUAAAAGUCUGAGAAAAGCGCUUUUGCACUUUUAUUUGACCACCUUAAUGCUUUUGGCAGUUCACACUCGUUCUGCAGUGCCGCUGCAGAUGUUUGACUGAAAUGGCUUUAAGCGUUUGUUUAUGUAGCUAUCAUGCAAAGGAAGUUCGCAUUUGCGCAUCUUUCAGAAAAGUGACUGAAGGAAAGUAGCACAACGGCACAGAACGAUCCCGUUUUUUGUUUUGCUCAACUUCUUCACGGGGAGGUUCCUCUGCUUUGGGCAUGCUCAGUCAGCUUGUUUUUGUCUAAGAACCUGUAAGCAUCAAUCAUCCGAGCUCUCCAUCCACACCCAGUUAAGAUGUUUAUGAGCAGGCAGCGACUCGGCCUUACAUAAUAAAAUCAGUAAGACCGCCCACACGAGUUAAAUGCCGAUCAGGGAACAUGCACAGCUUCAGUUUUGUUUUGAACCUGAAGCAAGAGCAGCUUCCUUGCACUUGAAUGCACGCUCUCGCUCUUUGUUUGACUUCGCACUUCUGAAUUAGACCUACUUCAAGGACUGCACUUGGGCAGGACCAAAGAUGAUUUUCGACAAGCUAAAAAAGCUCGAUAUAAUGUUUGAUUCUCCGGAGUUGGACUGUCCUCCGGUGUUCAGCAGCGGAGAUGUUGUCUCAGGGAAGGUUGUGCUCGAGCUCUCGGCGGAGAUUAAAGUGGAGUCGCUGAAGUUGCAUGCAGAAGGCUUCGCUAAAGUCCACUGGACCGAGUCUCGCAGCGCCGGGUCCAGCACGGCUUACACGCAGAACUACAGCGAUGAAGUGGAGUACCUAAACCGCAGAGAAGUUCUGCUGCAGGCAGAUAACGGUGAGCUGACGGUCCUGUCUGCUGGGAGACAUGAGUACCCUUUCAGUUUCCAGCUGCCAGAGGAAACUCUAGUGACAUCUUUUGAAGGCAAGCACGGCAGCAUUCGAUACUGGGUGAAGGUUAAGCUGCAUCGCCCAUGGGCCACCGUCAAGAAGAUCAAGAAAGAGUUCACCGUUAUCGAGCCCAUUGACAUCAACACACCAAGUUUGCUGGCACCUCAAGCUGGAACCAAAGAGAAGAUGGCACGCAUCUGGUACCGCAACUGCGGUCAGGUGUCGAUCACCGCAAAGAUCGACCGCAAGGGCUACACGCCGGGUGAAGUGAUUCCAGUCUUCGCUGAAUUUGAUAACUCCACGUCUCGCUCCGUGAUGCCGAAAGCUUACAUAACCCAGACGCAGACCUUCAUCGCAAGGGGAACCAUGAAACAGAAGAGGGCCGUGGUGGCAACUUUGUGCGGGGACAUAGUUGGUGCACGCCGUAGAGAAACAUGGCAUGGCCGUGCCAUCAAAAUCCCCCCAGUCGGACCCUCUAUCCUGCAGUGUCGCAUCAUUAAAGUGGAAUACAUGCUCAGGGUGUGCGUUGAUGUUCCUGGGACGUCCAAACUUUCCCUGGAGCUUCCUUUGGUUAUGGGCACCAUCCCUUUGCAUCCGUUUGGCAGUCGCACGUCUAGCGUCAGCAGCCAGUACAGCGUGAACAUGGAGUGGCUUCGCAUGGCCAUCCCUGAGCAGCCUGAGCCUCCUCCAGAUUACAGCUCUGUUGUGUCAGAUGAGGAAGCGGUCCAAAACUCCACAGCGGUCCAAAACUCCACAGCAGUCCAACCUGAGGAAGAUCUCAGCGGCGUGCAGGAGUGCUCCCUCAUGGCCUGCGUGCAGGAGUUCAGAUUACGCCCGCCUCCGGUGUACAGCGAGGUGGACCCAAACCCUCAGCCCAUCACCAUGCGUCCUCGCUGCAUGACCUGUUGAACUCUCUGCCAGCUGAGCAUCACCUGAUGUUUGAAACAAAAGCUGAGAUUUAAUUCUCCUGGAUGUCUCUCUGAGACUGAGAUUGGCACUUGUUCCUCGUUCGUGCCGUUCGCAUCUGUGCUUCCAGCAGCGGGGCCGAGAGAGGAGGAGAUGUCUGGACUAGGCGAGGGCGAGUGCUUUCAUCAAACAAAGAGGACAUUCAGUACCGGGGCGAACAAAGGUUCUGCCCACGUUUGUGUCCCAAAGAGCGAUCAGACUCUGGUCUGUGCCUCAAACGAUUGUACGUAGAAUCAGGGAAUUCUGGGCAUGAUCACUAGAGAAUUAUGGGUGAGAAGCCAUUCAGAGAUGCUACCCAUAGUGCCUUAUUUUGCUGUGAACGAGGGCUGAGUCCCUCUUAACCAGCUGCAGUCUGCCACCUUAGAUGUUAGCAGGCGUGUGAUGUUGUCCUCUCCCGAAACUGUCAUCAUGUACGCAUCUUUUGAUGUUGGUUUUAGCCAAAGAGAUCGGAGUAACGUUCAUGUGAACGGGUAAUUCUAUGCAAAAGGGAAAAACUAGAGCUUUAAGGGGGAAAUUGCAAAUCCUGGAAGUAGAAAAUCUUUUUCCCCCCUUUUGGAGUGGAUCUUAUGUUGGUAUAAGUUUCAUCUGGCUCGACAGAAGUUGAGUCUGUGACCUGGAAGGUCUUAAUGUCUCGCUGAAUGUAAUCCACGGAUAUCUUUUGAGCAAAACCGUUGUUUUUCUUUGUCGGUUUUGACUGUGACUUGAGGUAAUGCAUGUAAUGCAGGGCUCGAGCAGCCCUUGAUGGUUAGCUUUACAAAGUAAUGGGAGAAAUUACAAAGCCAUGUGUACCCAAGGUGCCUUUUUUGUUGUUUUAGACGAAACGCUGAACGACUACAGGGAUUGUCACGUUAAGCUUUCCUAGUGUUGCGACUCCCUGAAGUGUCCUUACACACAUUCCAAAAAUACCACAGACUUGCUUCAUUUCCAGAUUAUAAGAAAGUGUACCUUCAGGUUUAAACACAAUGAUUGUUUAUGGCACUCAUUUUGAAUGAAUGUAUUUUAUAGAUUUUUGUUGUUGUUGAAAUUUGUGACAAGCAUAUUUUUUGUUAAUCACUUUUAAGUAAAUAAAAAGGAAAAAUGAUGCACUUGAA
Molecule: messenger RNA, 4459 nt
Organism: Onychostoma macrolepis
Lineage: Eukaryota; Metazoa; Chordata; Actinopteri; Cypriniformes; Cyprinidae
Gene: arrdc2
Product: arrestin domain containing 2
Exons: 7
Coding region: 2070-3311 (413 amino acids)
Biological process (GO): protein transport
Cellular component (GO): cytoplasm; plasma membrane
Source: RefSeq, a predicted model, not a curated record